This is a messenger RNA of Seminavis robusta, 4928 nucleotides long. NCBI's taxonomy places the organism in Eukaryota, Bacillariophyta, Bacillariophyceae, Naviculales, Naviculaceae. The record is from the annotation of a GenBank genome assembly.
CCCCAGCAAGAUUGCAAGAUCAUCAAAGCGAGAUGUUCACAGUUCCGUUGCCGCUUGGAGAGAAAGACACCAUGAGAGGCUCGGCAUCAUUAAAUUACUUGCUUGGCCCUUAAUAGUUCCUUGUUCCUUGAGUAAUCCUCGUUUGAAACUCCAUGACGGCAUUGGCGGACAAUGAAGCGGCAUCUUUUCCCUCCCACGGCCCCGAACGACGGUCCAUUCCCAAGAAACUUGAGACACUCACUCAAGAAAUCAAAUCCGCCUAUGACAAUGAGCUGACGGCCAUUGCAAGGCGCAUGGGAAUUGACGACACCAUCUCCAAUGUCAGAGCCGAAUCCUUGCGAUCCAAGACGAUCCGAGAACUCUUGGAUCCACAACCCGACAAUCCACUACUAGUAACAACACCAAAACCAGUGCUGUCUUCCAUCAAACUCCAUGUCAUUCAAUCCUGGAACGAUUUGCUGGAUGCUCUGAUCCAGCACAAUGUGUUUUUGGAUUACUGUCAUUCCAUGGAAGAAGCCUUUCGAGAAAUCGAAGAAACACCGCCUCCCGAAGAGACAACCCCCGAAGCCACAAUGGCAGCUAGUGUGGUGUGGUUCCGACAUCAAUGGAAUCUCGUCAGGCUAUUGACGCAUACCGUCGUGAAUCAUUUUCGAGACAAUUGUACCGAAUGUCGAUUCGUGACUUUGCUGGAAGUCACGCUGUCCUAUCAAAAAGCAGUGGUGGAAGACCAGGGAGAUGAGAGGGUGGUAUACCAAUGGAAGCCAUCCAAUGCGGUCCAACGAUUUUGGGUAAGGCUCAGUAUCAAUAUUGAUCCCGAAAUGGCACCAUUUGAUUUUCGGAGAAAAGCCUACGGGGUACUGGUAUCCUUGAGUUGGGUACCCAGCUCCAAAGGACUGCUCGAAGCGUGUUCGAUUGCCGACAGUCGACGAGGAGAACUCCCACCCAAUACACCCGAGGAGGCACGGAGAAUUCUGCACAUGAUCCCCAACCGACCUCUCUCUCGCAAUGACAGUGUCUAUCAAGUCCUCGACCGUCUCAAGGAUGAAACCAACGUCUCGGUUGUCGUUACGGCAUCCGACUACAACAAGGUCGCAGCAUCAGGAAUUGGCAAAACGACUGUGGCAGCCUUGGUGGCCUCGCAUCCCUUGAUUGUACGAUCCUUCAAAGUCCUGUGGCUCAACAUGGAUUACCGGCAACAACAACAUCACCAAGUCAUGGCAAUGCCGCAUGUCCCCGGCCCCCAAAAAGCCAAGCUCGAUUAUGAAACGUAUGUUCGUUAUCUAGACACUCUCUGUGAUCAGCUCGGUUGCAGUCCAAAGGACGGUAAUGCUGAUAAUGAUGAAAAUGCGAGAUUCACCCGAAAGCGACCCGUAUGGCCAGAAGCUCAUUCGCUCAAACGAUUGGAAGAACCUGCCAUGCGUCAUCGGCGAGAAGAACAUUUGAUGCGCAAAGCACAACGCAUCAUGACCAAGGUGGUGCAAUCGACAGGGACCAACAUUCUACUGAUACUGGACGAUGUCAACGAGGGCGAAGAGUUGGAGUGGUUCCACUUCACCGAGAAGCAGUCUCUAUUGGCAACAACCCGCGAAUCCAUACAAAAUGCAGACUUUACGGUCGAAUUGGAUCCAUGGGGAGAAGAGGAAUCCAUUGAACUGUUUCUCUUGGAAGCGCAAUGCCCGGAAUUGGACGCCAUGGCAUCUUCAGCGGAAGUGAAGCAGCUCGUGGCACGGUGCCACUAUCAUCCAAUAAUUGUGCGGACAGCUGCCAGAUUCUUCAUGCUCAAAAAGGUGACGGGUGGACUCGUACCAGCCUUGGAAGAGGCGAACCGAGAAUUUUCGGCGGGCAGCGGCCCCGUGGAGGAAAGCACGUUGGAAGGUUCAGGAGAUGGUCCAGCCUUGGCUCCAACGGUACCAGAGGCUCUUCGAAAACUCUUGGACAAAGUGCUGAGCCCCAUUGUCAGGAGGACAGGGCAGUCUUCCAUCCUUUUCAAGCUCUGUCUUGCGUCCAUGGCGGCCGUGUUUGCCGAACGUCAGCCGGUGCCCUUGACAGCGGUGCUUCUGCUCUGGGAACAGUUGCUGACGAUGGAGCCAGAUGCCAUUGAAGAGUGCGGCGGGGAUGUGACAGCUGGAGAGCUUAGGAGGAGGGCCUGGUUCAUUGCCGAAGGAUUGACUCACAUUGGACUGCUUCGAUUUAGCGAAGGUGGCGAUGGAGACGCUUUCGUGGCCAUUCAUCACGAGAUGUACGUUGCGUAUGCCCUUGAGUUAGUAAAGAAUAUGGAUUUCGGAGAUAGCACAGAGGGAACGUUUGUGCAGUGGCACAAGGCCUUUGUCGCCUCCUAUCUGACCAGAAAGUUUGAAGGCAACAAUUGCGACAGCUCGCACGCGUAUGCUCUGCGAAAUCUCUCCCAGCACAUGCUGUACUGUAAGCUCUAUGUGCAAUCUGUGGCGUUGUUGAGCAACGGGCGCCUUUAUCAAGAACGAGUUGCCGCCUUUGGUCGAGAGGCUGCUACCAAUCAGCAUGUUCAGGAUUGCAUUCAGCUCAUGCUGUGCGUCCGAAGUGACCCCAAAAUCCCCCGUGAACAGCGUGAUGAAGUUGCGACGGAGCAUUUCCAAAAGGUUUCCGCUCUUCUCACCCAGAAUAUGGAUUUGUCCCAGGAGAGCAGUGCUCUAUCUCUAGCCAAAGACCUGUAUGCCAUUGGCUUUGGUCUCGCUGAGAACGGAAAGUAUGUUCAGGCUUUGGAUCUGUAUACCCAGGCCCACGGUCUUGUCCCAAAGUCGAGUUCCUUUGCAGCCACACUGCUCUAUGGUUUGGGCUCGCUGAAUCUCAUCCUAAAUGACUACGGAAAGGCCAUGAAGAGUUUGAUGGCUUCAAUUGCCAGCAUGCGAAUCCUAGGGGAGGACGGCGAGUCUAGUAGCAAACCAAGAAACGCUCUCUUCCUUGCCGUGUCACGACUGCAAGGAGUUGCUCUCAUGGCGCAAUGCAACUAUAAGAUGGCCUUGACGCAGCUCGAAGAAUGCAUGGAGCUGACUUUGCAAGAUGAUGACUUUGAGUGUGAAGUUGAGUAUUCCAUGCUGGCUUAUCACAAAGGCUGCCUUCAUCAAAUCAUGGGAGAGACGGACAUGGCGGCCAAAGAGCUCAUAAACUGCAUCAAAUGGAAGGAGAAAACGGGAGAGGUCAGUAGGAAUCUCGCAGCGGCGCACAUCGCGUUGGCUGACGUUUAUGCUGAGAUGACGAAGUCCCUAGAGGCAAGGCAACAAAUCGAUUUAGCAUUGAAGACGCUCGAACGGGUAGAUACCGAGUUUCCCAAGCUGAAGUACGACGAUGAUGAAGAACUGGAUGUUGAGAAGCUGCUCCUGACGGCCAAACUGCGAACGCUUCGCCCCGACUUGGAAGAUGAUCUGACCAAUUAUGCAUUGAUACGAAAGAAACUCGUGGAGUCCCCCGUACUGCUGAUUGACAAGAGUGCCUACGAUCUACGGUUCAUUGCUCUCGCACACAUGGCAUCCGACGAGCACGAGAAGGCAGUCUCUAUCUUGGAGGAUGCUCUUAAGAUCAUGUCAGACAGAAACGAAUCCUUGGAGCGUGCUCAAUGUCUGUUGAGUUUGGGAAAUUCCUUCGUUGACCAGUCAGAGAACUAUGAAGGGGACGAAAAGAAAGCAAAGACUAUGUUUGAGUUGGCAAUGCAGCUGUUUGAAAUUGCCCUGAAUAUCCAGAAAGCAAAACUUGGAGACUCCAACAAGGUUCUUGAGACUCUAGAUGCAAUUGGAAAUUUGCAUGUGCACCUGGGGCGGCAUGAGAAGGCAAUAUCUGUGUACUCUGAUGCGCUUGCCCUGGGCAAGAAGAUCCACUUCGACGCGGAGAAGUUGGCAGGAAUCCUAUACUUUUUGGGUGAGAGUAGCGAGGCAAUCGGAAGACUUGAUCAAGCAGACGCUUACUACAAGGAGUGCCUGGUGGGUUUGAGAAGUGACAGACCGUCAACUGACAUCGACAUUGCCCGCCCGCUACAACGUCUGGGUGCAAUGAGUCUGAUUAAAGCAAAGUGGGAGGAUGCCAAGCAGAUCUAUUCUGAAAUCCUCGCGAUCCGCGAAGCCAAUUUAGAGGAUGAUGCUGUCCUUUUGGCAGAGACCCGGGAUGUUCUCGGGUUCAUAGAAAUUAAGAGACAAAAGUACGACAGUGCAGCAGAGUUCCUUCAGGGUGCUCUGGACAUCCGGCUCCAACACGAGGACAAUCAACGCGCCAUUGGAGACACACACUUUCAAAUUGGUCUGACUUUCCGAUUGCGAAGGGAGUACGAAACUGCCAUAUCUUGCUUCGAGCGCAGUCUGGCUAUUCUGGACGGUAUUGCAAGCAAAGACGAUCAAAUUAUGGCCAAUGUCGACAUGGCAAUGGGAAACACCUAUCUGAAUCUUGGGGAUCUUGCUCAAGCCUGCAAGCGUUCCCAACAAGCACUUGUUUUACGAAAGUCUGGAUUGGGGCCUGACCACAGAAGAACUGCCAACGCCAACAGAAGUUUGGGAAUGAUCAAGUUCAUGUUGCAGGAGGAACUUGAUGAUGCUUGUUUUUUGCUGCAAGAGUAUGUCCGUAUCACUGAGUUUUUGAAAAGGCAGCAGGCACCAACGUCGGCUGAUCACCAUCGCAAGCCGAACGAGUACGUUGCUGCCCUGAUCAUGUUGGGUGACAUUCAAGUAUCGAAUGGACGACACAAGUUGGCUCGCAAAAUCUUGGCUACGGCUCGAGAGGUCUGCCAUGCGAGGAGCGACGACAAGACCAUCAGUAGCGCACAUCAGAUACCUCCCGCGCUGACACAAAUGGUUCAAAAGAGGUUGUCAGACCUUGCCGCCUCAUCGCACGAUGGAAAACCAAGCAGUCUGGAGCUGGACCCAAAUGAAGUGCAAGUGUUCCAGAGUAUCAUAUUGAGCGACGACUAG